Saccostrea cuccullata (small rock oyster) is the source of this 2266-nucleotide messenger RNA. Its product is annotated as ester hydrolase C11orf54 homolog. The record is from RefSeq and is a predicted model, not a curated record. Gene Ontology annotation, cellular component: nucleus. Gene Ontology annotation, molecular function: hydrolase activity, acting on ester bonds; zinc ion binding. The coding region runs from base 469 to 1401 and encodes 310 amino acids. NCBI's taxonomy places the organism in Eukaryota, Metazoa, Mollusca, Bivalvia, Ostreida, Ostreidae. The transcript has 9 exons.
AAACUAGAAUUAUUUUUACCAAUGUUCGAUGAUAACCCUAGGAACGGGUGCGUCUGUCUUUGCUUUCUUCUCAACCGAAGUUUUAUCAAGGCUUUCUGUCGGUUUAAGGACAGUUUUUCGUUUUCUUGGGGGCAUGGUUCUCCUUGCAACGCUACAAUGGAUCUAGACCGAGGGAUUCCGACAGAAUUUCGCGGGAAGUUGUCUAAAGUAUGGAAAUACCUGAGGUGAAUCAACAGAAGGAUCUUGGCGAGAUUCUGAAGGGACAAACAAAAAGAGGGGUUAUGGUCAUACAUGCACCUAAUAAAAGUAUAGAUACAUAUCUCCUUUAAUCAUAAAUGAGGUUAGGGUGAAAUUUUAAAGUAUUCAAAGCGUGGAAUUUAUUGCGCGAAAAUUGAUCCAUAGAAUGCUCACAGGAGACGAUAACUCCGUUUAUUUCGCACGCCGACAGACCAAAGUUUGUUUGCAGAGAUGUCAUCGCCAACAGUUAACAAGAUACCAGCUCACGUUCCUCCGUUGGAUGAAGUUGUGAAAGUAUUGAAUGAUGGCCUGAAGAAAAACUUUACAAAUAUCUCGGUAUCUGUCGUAGAUUGUCCGGAUUUAACCCAGAAGCCAUUUACAUUGGCUGCUCCAGGUUUAUGUGGAAAUGCUCGCCUGGCAGAUGUAGGAGGACCGGGAUUUCUGCUACCACUCCCACAGAAGGACAAGAAGUUUACCUAUCGUCAGAUAGCGGAGUCUGUAGGACUGCCUGGUGCUUUUAUGAUUGGAGCGGGCGCUGGACCGUGUCAUAUUGUAGGGGUCAACAGUGAGUUGAUGAAAAAUGUUAAAAUGGAUGGUAAAGGUGGUGUGACCAAAAUCAACUCUCACAUUGCCAAGGUCAACCCUAAGGAUGGAGGGUGCGUCUUGGAAACCAUUGAUAAGCCUGAGUUUUCCUUGAUGGGAAAUUUCCUUUGUUCUGAUGGCCAGCCAGGAAAGGUUAUAGAGGUCAAGGCCAGUAACAGAACUGGAGAGGAGAACUUUAUGUCUUCCAUGAGGAUAUAUAUAUUCUCACAAAAUUGCUUAUUUCCAAUGGGGUCAUUAUUGUUAUUGCUAUAUACAAAUAUUUAUUAUCUAUUACAGCCAGAUUUCUCAGACAAACCAUUGGACUCCCAAGAAAAAGUGAACAACUGGUUAAAGUUCUAUGAAAUGGAUGCCAUUUUGGUGUGUGUUGGGGAGCUGGUCUCACAUGACCCUGGUUAUGACCUGAGAGUGGAACAUUUCCAUUGCUUCAGUGACCACGGUCAAGGAGGUCAUUAUCACUUUGAUGUCACCCCCAAGGACGUGGAAUACAGGGGGUACUUCGUAUUAGCGGAAUCUAUUUAUAGAAUUGACCAGCCUGUACAAACCACGCAACUAGGAAGGUGAAGGCUGUUGUUAUUUUUUUUCAUUUCUAAGAGCUGUGCUGGUUACUUAGUUAUGAACUUUAAUGUACUGUAUACAGGGUUAUUUUUGCCCCGCUUUAUUUUCACCUUUUCACACUUGCAAACAAUUUUGCUCCGUCUUAAAUUCACCCAGUCACAAGUUUUUGUAAGAAAUUAUACUGUAUUCUUUGCAUUCACCCAAUUUAAAAUUCGUCCAACCAAGGCUAGGGCGAAAGAGGCAAAAAUAAAAUGGGGCCGAAAUUUUCGAUGUGUACAGUAUGUUCUUCCACAGUGCUUUUUAGGGUAAUGUAUUUGAUUUUUUAUAUAAUUUUUUUUUUAAAUUAUACAAUCUGUGAUUCAUUCUGUGAUCAGGGACUGAUUUGUGAUUUUUUUAAUCAUUUAGAAACUAGUUCUAGUCUGUAUACAUGUAGUAAUCAAUUGAAAUGGUAGUCAAAAAUUAGCCUCAGGUGUGUUUAGUUGUAUGAUCAGUAUGGGCUAAUAAACUAAGAUAACAGAAGUAUUUAGAUGUAAAAAAAAAAAUACACCCCAAAAAAUAAGUUCAGAUUUAACAAGAAUGAAUCAUAAUGGCCCAUGUCUUAUGAAGUUGUUGCAUAUUUGAUUUAUGUUUAAGACUGUAAAUGAUAAAAUUUUUAAUCAAAAUAUUAAAUCCUUAUGCAUGUACUGGCAGCUAUAAUUUGUGACAUAAAAAUGAUUUUUCUCUUAAAUAUGUUAAGUCUGAUUGAUUAUGCGAUAUUGCAAAUUGUUUAUAUGUACAAUUUAUAAAUACAUGUACAAAGCAGACAUGAAACUUUUUAAAUUUUAAUGUAUUUAUGCAAGAAUGUAAUAAUGAAUGAUUUUUUUUUAUUAAA